Cyclopterus lumpus (lumpfish) is the source of this 1578-nucleotide messenger RNA. It is a transcript of the gene syt9a, whose product is annotated as synaptotagmin IXa. The record is from RefSeq and is a predicted model, not a curated record. Lineage: Eukaryota; Metazoa; Chordata; Actinopteri; Perciformes; Cyclopteridae. Gene Ontology annotation, biological process: regulation of calcium ion-dependent exocytosis; calcium-ion regulated exocytosis; regulation of dopamine secretion. Bases 1 to 1578 code for a protein of 525 amino acids. Gene Ontology annotation, molecular function: SNARE binding; calcium-dependent phospholipid binding; clathrin binding. The transcript is spliced from 8 exons. Gene Ontology annotation, cellular component: dense core granule; membrane.
AUGCCUGGAGACAAAGAUGACGAGAUCUGUCAAAAGGCACUUGAACUCCUCUCAGAUCUUUGCUCGAAGGGGGAAGUGCAUAACGAACACUGCCUGGAUUUUAUCUACUAUUUCCGAGACCUUGCCAGGCCACGCUAUACGGAUUCAGAUAUAUCGGUGAGUCUGUUGUCACUGGUAGUGACUGCCUGUGGCUUGGCCCUGUUUGGGGUCUCCCUGUUUGUCUCCUGGAAGCUCUGCUGGAUACCAUGGAGGGAGCGUGUGCUCUCCCCCACCACCAAGGACGCCCAUGGGCACCUCAACCCUAUAAUGAGCCCUCUAGAGCCCACUCCUGUGGCGUCUGUGGUGUCAGUCGAGGCUCCAGAAACUCCAGUAUCACCACCACCUGUCGUCAUGGCCACACCAGAGGCAGCUAUGAAAAUCAGUCACACAUCUCCAGACAUCCCUCUGGAUGCCCAGACUAAAAGCCGGGAAAAUGGAGUUCUCACCAACCCUCGUAUGCAGAGACAGACCAAUGAACCUUCCUCUGCCAACAGAAAAGGGUCCAUUCGCAGGCACAUGAACCUGUCUAACCCAGACUUCAACGUGGCCCAGUUCCAAAGACAGGACUCUCUCACUGGAAUGGGGUUGGGCCUUGGUCGCCUCAAACCUGAACUCUACAAACAGCGCUCCCUUGAGGGAGAGGAAGGCAGUCGCAGAGGCGGGGGUUGUGGGCGCCUCCACUUUAUCCUCAAAUUUGACUGCGACCAGGAACAAUUAAUAGUUAAGAUCCACAAAGCAGAGCAACUCCCAGCCAAGGACUUUUCUGGCACCUCUGACCCUUAUGUUAAGAUCUACCUGCUCCCUGAUCGCCAGACCAAGCACCAGACCAAGGUGCACCGCAAGACGCUGAAUCCUGUGUUUGAUGAGGUCUUCCUGUUUCCCGUGGCAUACUCUGAGCUUCCCACACGUAAGCUGCACUUCAGUGUCUAUGACUUUGAUCGGUUUUCACGCCAUGAUAUUAUUGGCCAAGUGGUUGUGGACAACUUCCUGGAUCUGGCAGAUUUCCCCAGGGAGACAAAACUCUGCAGGGACAUCCAGUACGUCUCCUCGGAUAACGUGGAUCUCGGGGAUCUGAUGUUGUCGCUGUGUUACUUGCCCACUGCCGGCAGAUUGACCAUUACCAUGAUAAAGGCCCGCAAUCUCAAGGCCAUGGAUAUUACCGGUGCAUCUGAUCCAUAUGUGAAGGUUUCACUGAUGUUUGAUGGUCGCAGACUGAAGAAGAGGAAGACAUCGACAAAGAGGAACACUUUGAAUCCAGUCUAUAAUGAGGCCAUUGUCUUUGAUGUCCCUCCAGAGAAUAUAGAGCAGAUCAGCCUUUUGAUUGCUGUGAUGGACUAUGACCGUGUCGGCCAUAAUGAAGUCAUUGGAGUGUGUCGAGUUGGCAAUGAUGCAGACAGCCUCGGUCGAGACCACUGGAGUGAAAUGCUAACAUGUCCCCGAAAACCUGUUGCCCACUGGCAUCCAAUUGUUGAGUACCAAGGGACUACAGGUAGCCAGGGAGGGUCCUGUAACUCUCUGAAGACGCCUCCCUCUCCGUAG